Molecule: messenger RNA, 667 nt
Organism: Cyprinus carpio (common carp)
Lineage: Eukaryota; Metazoa; Chordata; Actinopteri; Cypriniformes; Cyprinidae
Product: exosome complex component RRP41-like
Exons: 2
Coding region: 1-438 (145 amino acids)
Biological process (GO): rRNA catabolic process; nuclear mRNA surveillance; poly(A)-dependent snoRNA 3'-end processing
Cellular component (GO): nucleolus; nuclear exosome (RNase complex); cytoplasmic exosome (RNase complex)
Source: RefSeq, a predicted model, not a curated record
AUGAGCCUUCACCUCAAACAGACCUUUGAAGCUGCCGUCCUCACUGAGCUCUACCCACGAUCACAAAUCGACAUCUACGUUAAGGAAGACGGUGGGAAAACUACAGCGCGUUGUGUCAAUGCUGCGACUCUGGCUCUGGUGGACGCUGGUAUUCCCAUGCGGGACUAUGUGUGCGCCUGCACUGCUGGCUUUGUGGAGGACACGCCGCUGGCCGAUCUGUGCCACGCUGAGGAGAGCGGAGGAGGAACGGCUCUGGCGCUAGCCCUGCUGCCCCGCAGCGGAAACAUCGCCCUGCUGCAGAUGGACGCCCGGCUCCACCAGGACCACUUGGACGCUUUAAUAGAGGCAGCCAUGACGGCGUGUAAAGGUCUCAGUAAAGUCCUGGACGGCGUUGUGCGUCAGCAUCUAGAAGAGGUUUCCGUUCUGACCAGAGAUUGAGAAGAGAGCGCUUUGAUGGGAAAAUUAACUGACUGAAACAGACUGCGCUCGUAUUGUAGAACUGAAGCCUGCAUUUAGCUGAAAGUGUUUUGUAAUAAUAAAGAUCUCAAUUUUUUAAAACAGGUUUUGGUGUGUUUCUAAACAGUUGACAACAGUUUUUCCUUUUGUGUACCUCUGUACGCUAUCAUUAUUGUUUCCUCACUAAUAAAAUAUAAACAUUUAUUCCUCA